AUGAAGUUCACGAUUGUCUCUAUUCUUCUAGCGGCCGCUUACACCCUGGCCACUCCAGUUAAUACUAAACGUGAUAACUUUCUCCAAAUUACCGAACUUCACGCCCGAGCAUCUUUAUCAGCUACUAUGCACUUUGUGGUCACCGACCCGAACUAUCCUGAUGACACACCUACUGAAUGCAACUUGAUCUGGACUUAUGGCCAGAACCCUAAACUUGACGCUCGCUGUAACAAUGGAGAGUACUAUAUCAGAUUCCCUAUGGGCCCUCCCGACUUUAAUCUUUUCACACUGGAGCUGGAGAGAGUUUCCGGGCCCAUCGCUGAAGAGGGUCGAAUACUGCUGAGCUCCAACGCCAACGGAGGAGCCCCUGGCACGAAAUGGAUUUGCGUUGAUAACCCCGAGCCUCACGUCCUCAUUGACUGCAACUACAAGGGAACCCUUGAGAUAGGAGUAUAA
Aspergillus ochraceoroseus IBT 24754 is the source of this 456-nucleotide messenger RNA. RefSeq lists its product as uncharacterized. The record is from RefSeq and is a predicted model, not a curated record. Bases 1 to 456 code for a protein of 151 amino acids. The transcript is spliced from 2 exons. Lineage: Eukaryota; Fungi; Ascomycota; Eurotiomycetes; Eurotiales; Aspergillaceae.